CACCGUGAGCGCAGGCUAGAGAGAGAGCGAGGGAGCAAGCGCCGGAUUCAGUACCUGCCUCUUAAUAAGCAAGGAUUUCCCUGCCUUUUCCCUUACUGUUUUCCUCCCUUCCUUUUUUACUUACUCUUUAUUUUUCCUUUGGAAUCGUUGUCAUCCUUUAAAAAUAUAUCUAUAUUUUACUGCUUUUUAUGUUUUCUAUUUUUGUGUUACAUUUUUUUUUUAAUUAUCCCCUUACUGGAUUUGUCCAACAACUGAAGGAGCUUGGAUGAACUGCUUUGGUAAAAUCUGGACAUGGAAUUGCUGAUAGUCUCCCUUUCCUUUUGGAUAUUGCAAAGCAAUUCAGUACGAGCGGACUCCAUCAUUCACAUCGGUGCCAUAUUUGAGGAAAAUGCUGUGAGAGACGAUGAAGUUUUCCAGUUGGCCAUUUCAGAUCUUAGUCUCAACGACGACCUUUUACAGAGUGAAAAAAUCACCCAUUCCAUAAAACUUAUCGAGCCCAACAACCCUUUUCAGGCAGUGCAAGAAGCCUGUGAGCUCAUGACACAGGGUAUUCUGGCACUGGUGACAUCGACGGGCUGCGCCUCAGCUAGUGCACUGCAGUCUCUGACUGAUGCCAUGCACAUCCCACACCUGUUUGUGCAGCGCAACAACGAGGGCUCCCCUCGCACUGCCUGUCACCUCAAUCCCAGCCCUGACGGAGAGCGGUACACUCUGGCCGCCAGGCCCCCAGUGAGGCUCAACGACGUGAUGCUUCAGCUGGUCACAGAGCUACGCUGGCAGAAGUUCAUCGUUUUCUAUGACAGUGAAUAUGAUAUCCGGGGCCUGCAGAGCUUCCUUGACCAGGCAUCACGGCUUGGACUCGACGUGUCUCUGCAGCGUGUCGACCGCAAUAUCAGCCGUGUCUUCGCCAACCUCUUCACCACCAUGCGGACAGAAGAGCUGAACCGCUACAGAGACACCUUGAGACGUGCCAUUCUCCUGCUGAGCCCCCGUGGGGCGCAAGUUUUCAUCCACCAGGCUGUGGAGACAAAUCUGGCUUCCAAAGACAGCCACUGGGUCUUCGUGAAUGAGGAGAUCAGCGAUGCAGAGAUCUUGGAGCUGGUGCACAGUGCACUGGGUCGAAUGACAGUAAUUCGGCAAAUUUUUCCAUUGUGGAAAGACAGCAAUGUACGCUGUAUGAGAAACAACCACCGGAUCUCCUCACUGCUGUGUGAUCCCCAGGAAGGGUACCUGCAGUCUCUGGAGGUGUCCAACCUGUAUCUAUAUGAUAGCGUGCUCAUGCUGGCCAACGCGUUCUACAGGAAGCUGGAGGACAGAAAGUGGCACAGCAUGGCCAGCCUGAAUUGCAUGCGGAAAUCUACCAAGCCUUGGAAUGGCGGGUGGUCCAUGCUGGAAACCAUUCAGAAGGGCCGAAUCACCGGACUGACAGGAAUAAUGGAUUUUCGGGAUGAUGGUGCCAACGCUCAUGUGCAGUUUGAGAUCCUGGGUACCAGCUAUAGUGAGACCUUUGGCAAAGCUGUGCAAAGGCUGGCCACAUGGGACUCCAGCCGGGGGCUCAACGGCAGCCUGAAGGAGAGCCGCAUUGAGAACGGCAUGCAGGGCGUAACUGUCAAAGUGGUGACGCUGCUGGAAGAGCCUUUUGUCAUGGUUGCCGAGAACAUUCUGGGACAACCCAAACGCUACAAAGGCUUUUCCAUUGAUGUACUGGAUGCACUGGCAAAGAACUUGGGUUUCAAAUACGAGAUCUACCAAGUGUCAGACAGCAAAUAUGGCACUCAACUGCCCAAUGGCUCUUGGAAUGGCAUGAUCGGAGAGCUGAUUAACAAGAGGGCAGAUCUGGCCGUCUCUGCAAUCACCAUCACGCCGGAGCGGGAGAGCGUGGUGGAUUUCACCAAGCGCUACAUGGACUACUCCGUGGGCAUCCUGCUCCGGAAACCUGAGGAGAAGAUCAAUAUCUUUUCAUUGUUUGCCCCCUUUGACCUUGCUGUGUGGGCUUGUAUUGCUGCGGCCAUCCCAGUUGUUGGGGUCCUGAUCUUCGUGCUGAACCGUAUCCAGUCAGUGAGGACACAGAAUCCCACAACCCACCAGCAGCAGCCCCCCUCUUCCUCGGUCUCCACCUCUCUGCACAGUGCCAUAUGGGUGGUCUACGGGGCCUUUGUACAACAAGGAGGGGAUUCAAUAGUGAGCUCGAUGGCCCUGCGGAUUGUAAUGGGAAGCUGGUGGCUCUUCACACUGAUUGUGUGCUCAUCCUAUACUGCCAACCUGGCAGCCUACCUCACUGUCUCUCAAAUGGACAACACUGUGCGGACCUUCCAGGACCUUGCCAAGCAGAUGGACCUGUCGUAUGGCACAGUAAGGGACACAGCAGUGUACAGUUACUUUAAAGCAAAGGGUACCAACCCCCUUGAGCAAGACAGCACCUUUGCGGAACUCUGGAGGACCAUCAGCAAGAACAAUGGCAAUGACAACUCAGUGGCCAACCCAUCGGAUGGUGUUCGCAAGGCAAAGAAGGGGGGAUUUGCAUUCCUGUGGGACAUGGCCGUGGUAGAGUACGCUGCGCUGACAGAUGACGAGUGCUCGGUGACGGUGGCUGGGAACAGCAUGAGCAGCAAGGGCUAUGGUAUUGCACUACAGCAUGGCAGUCCCUACAGGGACCUCUUCUCCCACAAGAUUCUGGAGCUGCAGGAGAAAGGCGACCUGGAUAUCCUGAAACAGAAAUGGUGGCCUCGUACAGGGCGCUGUGACCUAGACAGCCACGGGAGUGCCCAGCCCGAUGGCCGUGCACUUAAACUGCACAGCUUCGCUGGCGUCUUCUGCAUUCUGGCUGCUGGGCUGCUGCUCGCCUGCCUUGUGGCUGGCUUGGAGAUGUGGUGGAGCAGCAACCGGUGUCGACAAGAGCAGCCCAAAGAGGUUACUAAGGAUUACAGACUGGCCAGGGUUUCUGGUCCAUUGACAUAUAAUGAUAUUACAACUGCUUCAUCGGAAGGGAGGAAGGACAUAUGGACAGAGAGAGAAAGAGACUGGGAUGAAGCAGAAGCUAUUGACACAGGACAAGGAAGUGAAUCUGGAGCAGGUACACCGGCGUAUGACCAGUCUUAUGGACGAGGACAUGGCACACAAGCAGAUACCCACCCCGUCUAUCGAGAUCUCUGCGCUGGACAUCGGCAGCAUGCAGCCCAGCCAGCCGCUGGAGCCUGUCCGGGACUACCCGGGCACGGGGCUGUCUGUGAGCACCUUCCUCCCGGAGCAGGGUCAUGGGGCGGGCAGGACGCUAACACAGGGCCCUGGCAGCACCCUGCCCCUGCCUCUCAGCAGCACCUCCACCAUCCCCUCCAUACAGUGCAAACACAGAUCACCCAACGGGGGCCUCUUCCGCCAGAGCCCCGUCAAGACACCCAUGCCAAUGUCAUACCAGCCAGUGCCAGGAGGACCCAUCCCAGAAGCCAUUGAGUCUACUCACGGAACUUCAAUCUGAUCCAAUCUGAUCCAAUCUCAGCUCUGGUGUGGGUUUGGGUGGAACAAAAAAACGAAAUAAAAAAAAAUACAUUAAAAAAAUAAAAAAAUGACAAAAUUAAAAAAAAAUAAAAUAAAAAUUUAAAAAUGCAGAGAUUUUUAAUACAAGUUUAAAACAAAAAAGAAACUAGAAAUUUUCUUGUACAUAUUUGUAAAUACUGAAAGAAUGAAGUGAGGUAAAAGUGUAUUUUGAAUAUUCUCAAUUUUUGAAGUUGAGUUUAAAAAACAAAAAGUGAUAAAAAACUACAAAAAACGACUGUAUGAAUGGCUUUGUAAAUUUUGUUCUAUAUGAAUAAAGAAGCGAAUUCCUUGUGAU
Lepisosteus oculatus (spotted gar) is the source of this 3829-nucleotide messenger RNA. RefSeq names its product glutamate receptor ionotropic, delta-1. Gene Ontology annotation, biological process: synaptic transmission, glutamatergic; modulation of chemical synaptic transmission; monoatomic ion transport. Gene Ontology annotation, cellular component: postsynaptic density membrane; plasma membrane. Lineage: Eukaryota; Metazoa; Chordata; Actinopteri; Semionotiformes; Lepisosteidae. The record is from RefSeq and is a predicted model, not a curated record. Gene Ontology annotation, molecular function: transmitter-gated monoatomic ion channel activity involved in regulation of postsynaptic membrane potential; glutamate receptor activity.